This is a messenger RNA of Clunio marinus, 3451 nucleotides long. NCBI's taxonomy places the organism in Eukaryota, Metazoa, Arthropoda, Insecta, Diptera, Chironomidae. The record is from the annotation of a GenBank genome assembly.
CGGAAACAGAAAAUUCCACACUUCCUCUCACUCAAUUUAAUAUCUAAUAAAAAAAAGAAAGAAAGGAAAAAGAGUCUUCUGUACCCACUCUAAAGCUAUUCAUCACUUCUCUCACCCUUGAUAUCUACAUGGUUUAUCCCUUACAGUCAUUACAAAACGAUCUGAUGUCCAAGCAGCUUUCACAUGAAAUGAUGAAACAUAAUCUCCAUGACAUCGAAUAAUGGGUGAAGUGAAAUACGAAACCAUCACAGUGAUACUCAAUUAGAAAGGAUUUUCUAUCAAAUUCAAGGACCAUAAAACACGACACACCCGAGAAGAUAGUGAGAAGAAGAAAAAUAAGAUAGAUCGAAGAGAUACAACAACAAGUCGAAAUAGCGACAAUAAUAAAGCUGUUGACAAAGUUUGUUGAUACAUAAUCCUGAAGAGAAAGUGAAAAAGAAAGAAGAAAAAAAAUUGUGUUUGAUAAUUUUCAACAAGACAAGAAAAAAGAAAAAAAGAAAUCAAGUAAUAGAAAGUUUUAGGAUAAAGUUUUCUCCUGGGUCAUCAUCAUGAAUAGUGUUCAAAGUUCAGGUCAUACAACAUCACUUAACAAGAAGAAGGAUUCACAAUUUGAGGAAAUUGCAAUAUCUUCAACUGAAAAGAGAAAUUGGCGUGGAAUUUGCAUUGCUUUACUCGUUAUUUCUGCUGUCUUAUCAAUUAUAGUUUUCUCAAUAUUCUUAUUAUCUCCAGAAAUUGAGGAUACCAGAAUUUAUGGUAGGCGUGUUAUUCUAUCGGAUAUCUACAAUGACUCACUCAAAUGGAAGCCUUUUAAUGGCUCUUGGAUAAGCGACAAGGAGUUUAUCUUUCGGAAUCUCGAAAACGGCAUAUCCUUAUUUAAUGCUGAGACAUUAGAAACCAAAUUACUUAUGGACAAUUCUUCAUUUAGACGCCUCAAUGUUGAUUGUUACAGCAUCUCACCAGAUCUGAAUUUUAUACUUUUAUAUGAGUGCGAGCACGAUGAUUCCAAUGGCACGAAGUACUACGUGUAUGAAAUCUUCUCAACUACUUUUUACGCACUCACGCCAAACGAGAGCGAGGAGGUCAAAUUGCAGAAAAUUUUAUGGUCACCAGCAUCUUAUGAUAGUAGUAACAUAGUGAACAAUAACAAUAAUAAUAAUAGUGAGAAAAAAGUUCUUCCAAGUAGUAAAAACAAAGUGAAAACUAUUGAAAAGAGUAAGAUCGCUCAAGCUGUGACAUUUAUUCAUGAUUAUGACAUUUAUUACAAGCCGAAGAUUCACAGCGAUUUGGUGAUUCGAAUAACGACAAAUGGGAAAAAAGAUUUUCUUCUCAAUGGGAUUCCGGAUUGGCUUUAUUUAAACACGCCGGAACUUAACAGUGAUACCAUCGCCUUCUCCACAAAUGGAAGUUAUUUAUCAUUCUUGUCGUUUAAUAUCACGAACGUGCAAAAAUAUGAAUAUACGUGGAAUGGCAAAAAUUCUCAAUAUCCAAUGAUUAAAGCUAUUCGAUAUCCACGAUACAGCACACCAAAUCCGACUGUUUCAUGCUUUGUGGUGAAUCUUAACGUACUCAAAUACAUAAAUCUUAUUCCAGUUGUCCUACCAAAACAUCUCAUAGGCGACUUUUACAUUGGAAAUAUGUUUUGGAUUAGUAACGUUGAGAUGACAUUAACGUACACAUCUCGAGAUCAAACAUUAUCGAGUACAGUUCUGUGCAAAGCGCCGUUGUUCGAAUGCGUUGAAAUACAACAAGAAGUAAAUACUGAAAUCGGAGUUGAUAUCUCACCCGAAAAACCAAUUUAUCUCGAUGCAAAUGAAUUUGCUUUGAAGCUUUCUCCAUUAAAAAUGAAUUCAUCAGAUUCAUCAACAAACAACAAUCGCUUCUUGAUUAAAAUAUUUCCCGUGUUGGAUGGAAAAUUUGGCGCGUUUCGACAAAUUGCUUUGAUUCCAUUCACAAAUAAGAAGGCAAUUGGAGUCACAAUAGGACGUAGCGAGGUAACAGAGAUUCUCGGUUGGGAUGCUAGAAAUCAGGCGAUUUAUUAUAUGAGUGCACCAGAGGGUCGUCCUGGUCAACGGCAUUUAUAUAAAAUAAUUUUGGAAUUCGAUCUUCUCGAUAGUCUGUCAAAUGAUAUCAAUAUAAGACCAAAAACUCCCGUUUGCUUAACGUGUGAUAAUAGCAUAGGGACUUAUGACGUAAAUAAUACGUUUAAUCUGAAUAGCUUUAUUCGUGAAAAAAAUCACAAUGAAAAAGAUAUUUUCGUGAAAGUGAAUACGAUGAUUGGUAAAAAUAAACAACCAAGUGAGGCAGAUUUGAUACCCAAUAAUUGUCUCUAUAAUCGAGUUCUCAUGAGUACAGACUUCUCUUAUUAUGUGUUGGAGUGUUUAGGUCCAGACACCCCAAGUGUUUACCUUGUAGAUAGUUCGUUAGCUAAGAAAAUAUUCAUCAUUAAUCUCGGAUCAGAAAUGGCAGAGAACGUGAAAGAAUUGGCAAUGCCUCAAGUAAAGACAUUCAGUGUGGAGAUAAAGGAUGGAUUUCAUGCCCAAGUGAGACUUUUCUUGCCACCAGCAGCGAAAGAGGAUGAAGAAGUUUCAUUUCCACUCAUUCUUCAUAUUGAUUCAACUCCAGGCACACAGUUGGUGUCAGAAGAGUUCAAAGUCGAUUGGAAUCAUUAUCUUUCUUCUCAGAAAUCUUUUAUUGUUGCGCAAAUUGACGGAAGAGGCAGCGGCUUCCAAGGGGAGGCAUUUAAAUCACAGAUUAAAGGAAACAUCAGUGUUGUUGAUGUCGAAGAUCAACUCACAGUUCUUACUUAUUUGAGAGACAAUUUCAAAAUUAUUGAUCCGACAAAAAUUUGUGCUUAUGGUUGGGGAUAUGGUGCUUAUCUCACAUCGAUAUUGUUGACAAAAGACACAAAACGAACAUUUCAUUGUUACAUUGCUGUGGCUCCAAUUGUUUCUUUCCAAUUCUACAGUUCGUUCUUUACUGAAAAAUAUUUUGGUUAUAAUCGCAUGAUUGGACAUUCGCUACAAGAAGCUGAUCUUUCCCUUCAAGCUUCCAAUUUCCUUUCUAAGAAUUAUCUUCUUAUACAUGGUACAGCUGACACAUUAGUUCAUCAACAACAUACCAUGCUUCUUACAAAAUCUCUCAUACAAAAAGGUGUCAUAUUCCGACAUCAGGUUUACACAGAUGAAGACCAUGAACUUAAAGGCGUUAUUUAUCACGUCCACAAAACAAUCGAAUCAUUUAUGGACGAUAACUUUGGUAAUUUGGAUUCGAAGGAAGUAUGGGAAGAUCCAGUUUUUUAUAUAUUCGCAAACAAGGAAUAAUAUUAGGCAAAGUAGCAUUGGCAAUCUUUAUCGAUUGACCAUCGCAUAGUGAAACGUCAUAACACCAAACUGUAGAAAUAAACUUUGCUUUUCUCUCCUUUAUCAAAAUAUUAGAUAUCUAAUAAACUUUU